AUGGCCGAUACUGCCCCGCACUCAUCCAGCCUGGGCGCACGAUUGAAGGGCGCGUUGAGGCCGAAGAAAUCGCGAAACCGCCUGGUCAAGAAGCCGCCCUCCGAGUCAGUCAGCGCUGAAAUCGUCAGGAGGAACAACGAGACCAUCUCCAGAAGUGCAAGCACCCUGCUCAGUCAAGGUGCGCAGUCGCACUUGCAUCCGGCGCCUCAUUCUACGGCUCCGGACGCCUCACUGAUCGACAGGCAUACCGGAGAACGUCGCGACAUUACCGCACUGAUCCAUGGCCUACAGGACUCUUUCGAGCCAGGCCAGGACGAUAUACCCGAAGAGUUCGACGAAAAUCGGCCGCCUGGCGAGCCUUUGAUCUCCAGCCUGCCGCCCAAGUUGUGGCACAAAAUUGUAGAUGAGUUCUUGUCGCCAGCCGACGCUGCGAGCUUAGCGUUCGCGAACAAGACCUUGGCCAAUAUCCUGGGCCCAGGCCCAUGGGAAGCGUUGAGAUUGCCAGAAAAUCAUCAGGACAGGAUUCAAUUUUUGGCCCCUAUGGACCGUCACCUUCCCGCACAUCUUUUAUGCUUUCCAUGCGCAAUCUACCACGUCCGCAUACACCGUGGCGAAGAGGAACUCAAGCCUCCGAAUGUACUCAACCCAUUGUUUAUCUGUCCCCAUGCUCAGAAUCCUCUCAUGCCGCCUCCCCGCACACGGCUCACGCCAAACCGCAAUCUCCCGUUCACAUUCGUCCAGCUCCCAACGAGAGCGGCACGAUAUGGCCUCGAAUACGGCAUUCCCGUGGAGAAUCUGUUCCGGCGCUGGAAGGACACCGCCAGUGGCUGGUCCCACCAAACGCGCUACUACGUCGUCAAUAAUCACCUCUUCCUCCGCGUCAUCAGUUCCACCUUCGCACCGGCCGGUCUUCCACUCAGCGGGCAGCGACAUCUACUAUACUCGCGGGAAGACUAUUCGCCUUACUUCUCCGUUUGUGCGCACUGGCGAGACGGCGAGUUGAUGAACUUGUGCAAGUGCGCGCUCAAUCACAUUCCGAAGCCGCGUCAGGGGAAUGGGCCCGAACAACAGCUCGCGCGGCGCAUCGACUCACGCAUCAAACAUGUUCCGACUGCCACGCAAGUCGUCAGCCAGUGCACGGAAUGCAAGUCAAUCCGUCGCUGCACCGAAUGUCCGACUGAGUAUCUGAUCGAGCUCAAGUUAGCCGAGGACAAGAGCGACCCAUUUCAGAAAUUCAAGCAGUCCAUCUCGGUGACUCGAUGGAGUGAUUUGGGCGACGGGACAACACCCGCGUCGCCUGAGUGGGCGGCGGUGAAUGGAGAGGCGGAGUACGAUUCGUUCAAGGCCAUCGGAAAGCGUGCGGUUUCAGCAAUUUUUGAAUCGCAGGACAGCGAUUUCAUACCGUAUCAAGCAGUCAAGUCGCUUAAUCCGAAAGGCAUCAAGAAAGGCGAGGAUGGGCACAACUGGUAUUAG
Molecule: messenger RNA, 1473 nt
Organism: Lasiodiplodia theobromae
Lineage: Eukaryota; Fungi; Ascomycota; Dothideomycetes; Botryosphaeriales; Botryosphaeriaceae
Product: F-box domain protein
Exons: 1
Coding region: 1-1473 (490 amino acids)
Source: RefSeq, a predicted model, not a curated record